Messenger RNA from Oryzias latipes (Japanese medaka), 1278 nucleotides. RefSeq names its product P43 5S RNA-binding protein (gene 42sp43). Gene Ontology annotation, cellular component: nucleus. NCBI's taxonomy places the organism in Eukaryota, Metazoa, Chordata, Actinopteri, Beloniformes, Adrianichthyidae. The record is from RefSeq and is marked provisional.
GAAGAUUAGAUGAUGAAAACUGAGAAAGCUGUUGGGGCUGGGCCCCAGCAGGUGUUCACCUGCACCCACGCCGGAUGUGGAGCCUGCUUCCCGAGGGAGUGGAAACUAAAGGCGCACGAAACUGUGCACACCGGAGAGCGUCCUUGCGCGUGCCCAACAGCCGGGUGUGGUCGUCUCUUCAAGAGAACAUCCCAUCUGAAAAGACACGUGCUCCAGCAUAAAGGAGUCAAAGGGUUCCAAUGCAAGUUUGCAAAUUGCGCAAAGAGUUUCAUCGACGCUCAAAGGCUGAAGAAGCACCAGAACAGCGCUCACGGGAACCACAAAUUCAAGUGUAAUCAACCCAAGUGCUCCUUGACCUUCAAGAAGCGCAGAUUGUUGAAGCUGCAUUUAAAGGAGCAUAAUGUCCAUCCGAACUUCAAAUGUUCUAACAUUAGGUGUACUGCAACGUUUGACUCCCAUAUUGCACGCAAAGCCCAUGAGAAGAAGCAUGCAGGUUAUAGUUGCCCUCACAAAGACUGCCAGGUUGUUGAACACACCUGGAGCAAACUUCAGAGGCACCUGGCCAAACACCCAGUCUCAUUUACCUGUGGCGUGUGCGAGAAGGUGUACGACAAAGCAGGUGCUCUGCGGCGGCACAAACGGAUCCACGCUUCCCAUAAACCUGUGCUGCUGUGUCCAAGAGCUAACUGCCAGGCCUACUUCACCACGACCUUUAACCUAGAGCAUCACAUUCGCAAAGUGCAUCUCCAGCUCCUGAAGUAUAAAUGUUUCUUCCCCGACUGCCCACGCUCAUUUGUUAUGCGGGAGAGCAUGCAUCGACACAUGGUUCAUCAUGAUCCAAGUGCCAUAACUGCAAAGAAACCUCAGAGGCCAAAGAAAUCCUGGCAGAAACGUCUGAAUGGACACAACCAGCCCUUUGUGGAGGAAAACCUGCAGCGGCUCUUCGCUCUGCGCAUGCGAAUCUCCAGACGUGCCAAAGUGGAAACCAACCUUGCCGGUCUCUUCAACGAGCGCAAGAUCCCUCAUUUCGUUGACCCAGAGGUCAACCUGCGUAACCUGUUUGGCAUCAAACCUCCCAUUCCUUUGGAAAGUCCUGCUGUGGCACCAGUUAAAUGAAAAUUCAGAUCUGAUGAGUUAUUUUAGGAAGUUGGGUCUUUUUAGUUUAAAUUGGGCAUUUAUGUUCAAAGAAUGUUAAAAUUUAAUUUCCUUUAAAGUAAAAGGCUAAAUAAAAAUGCUCUGUAGUGUUAUUGACCCAAUAAAAUGAGUUUUGUUUUGCUC